Molecule: messenger RNA, 1035 nt
Organism: Zingiber officinale
Lineage: Eukaryota; Viridiplantae; Streptophyta; Magnoliopsida; Zingiberales; Zingiberaceae
Product: putative pectinesterase 63
Exons: 4
Coding region: 1-1035 (344 amino acids)
Biological process (GO): cell wall modification
Molecular function (GO): pectinesterase activity
Source: RefSeq, a predicted model, not a curated record
AUGGACGCAAAGCUCCUCGCCACCUUCCUCAUCGCCGCCCUCCUCCUAACCAUCCCUACUGCCGACUCUGCCCGCCGCCGCCGCCGCCGACUCGACCCUGGCCUUGUAUUGGCAGAGCGGAAUAGGAGAGUGAUAACGGUGAGCAAGGAUGGCCGAGGGAACUUCAGGACCGUCAUAGACGCCCUCAGGAGCAUCCCGAGAGGCAACACCCGACGAGUCAUCGUGAAAAUCGGUCCCGGAGUCUACACAGAGAAGCUCCUGCUCCACGCGUCGAAGCCGUACGUUACCUUCUACGGCCACCCGCGGGCCAUGCCGACGAUAUCCUACGGCGCCACGGCAUAUUCGAAAAACGGGACUUGGAGAAGCGCCACCGUCGCCGUCGAGUCCGAUUACUUCGUCGCCGCCAAUAUCAUAUUCGAGAACACGGCGCCGAGGCCUGGUGUCGGGAUGGAGAACGCUCAGGCGGUGGCGAUGAGGAUAUCCGGCGACAAGGCGGCCUUCUUCAACUGUAAGUUCUACGGAUUUCAGGACACUCUCUGCGACGACAGAGGCAGGCAUUUCUUCAAGGAUUGUUUCAUCAGAGGGACUGUCGAUUUCAUCUUCGGCUACGGGAGAUCUCUCUACAAGAACUGUGAGAUCCAGUCGGUGGCCGACGGGGUGACGUACAUUACAGCACAGGGCAGGAGCAGGAGCAGGAGCGACGACCAUGGCGGAUUCUCCUUCGUCGACUGUAGGAUAACCGGGACAGGGAGUGCGUACCUUGGCCGAGCAUGGAGGAACAUGUCCAGGGUGGUGUUCGCUCGCACCUACAUGGGGAAGAACGUCGAUCCGAGAGGAUGGGACGACAAGGGCAACCCUGCUGUCCAAAAGACGGUGUUUUUUGCGGAGUACGAGUGCACGGGGCCAGGGGCGGUGAGGAAUCGGCGGGUGAGCUACGGGAGAGAGCUGAACGACGAGCAGGCGAAGCCUUUCUUGACGACGAGGUUCGUUCAAGGGCGGACAUGGCUUCUUCCUCCGCCGAGACUGAUCAUGUAG